Molecule: messenger RNA, 2592 nt
Organism: Oncorhynchus keta (chum salmon)
Lineage: Eukaryota; Metazoa; Chordata; Actinopteri; Salmoniformes; Salmonidae
Product: sialoadhesin-like
Exons: 11
Coding region: 650-2287 (545 amino acids)
Source: RefSeq, a predicted model, not a curated record
GGUUGAAGAGCCCUGUUCUAUGUAGUCAAGUGCUAGGGCUGCAGUAUAGUGAGAUGUUUUCAUUAGAAAAUAUACAAAAACACGAAAUAUUCUGAAUGUAUUUAUGUUGCGAUUCAAUCAAUAUUAAAAUAGAAAUGAAAUAAAAGUACAUAAUUGACGUAUGUAAGGUACUGGGUGUCGUGAGUGGGAUGUCAGGCGCAGGAAAACAGAGAGUUCAAUAUAGUGCUCUUUUAAUGCACACACGGUGAACCACGGCCACCCCACUAAACACUGGGUGCACAAAACAAAAUGCCCCAGACACGGGGAACGAAACAGUCCCGCACUAUACACGAACAUACACCAACACGUUCGACAAUAACAAACACCAGGUUUACAAUAAUCAAUCCCGCUCAAAGAAACGGGCAGGCCGGCUGACUAAUAAAGCCCAACUAAUUACAACAAACUAAAACAGGUGAUACCAAUAAACACAUAAGGAGGGGGAGGAAAGAAAUCAGUGGCAGCUAGUAGGCCGGUGAAGACGACCACCGAGCGCCACCCGAACGGGAAGGGGAGCCACCUUCGGUCGGACUCGUGACAAGCUACAAACUUCAGCAUCCUAUCCAUCACAUGACAUCGGGACCUUAAUAGACUAUAGACACCGCCGACUGUAAUGGACAUCCUCAGCUUCAUCACAGGGUGCACACUUGUCUCGCUUGGUCACUGUUGGAUAGUGAAGGUGCCCAAUACUGUGAAGGCAGUAGAUGGUAGUUGUGUAGAAGUGUCCUGUCACACCGCCCCCCACCACAGGGUCAUCUGGUACCGGUAUCAUAGCAUUCUCUAUCCCAAGGUUUAUGAUGGCAAGGAACCGACCAGUGUGGAGAGCAGCUUUAGAGGGCGUACAUCAGUGCCAGGCAAUGCAUCAGAGGGUGACUGUACACUGAGGGUUGAGAGUGUGACAUGGACAGACAAUAACCUCCAGCUCUACGUGUGGAUCAACCCUGAUGAGUCAGCUACACAAAAUUUCCAUCGUCAGAUCGCAAGGAUUACAAUUGAAAAUAGAAAAGCUCCUGCCUUAUCCAUGAAGAAUGCAUUGGUGGAUGGAGCCUUAUUCCAGGCCAACUGUACUGUCUGGCAUUCCUGCCCAUCCUCUCCUCCAUCCCUUCGCUGGAGCCGUUUGCCUGUAAAUUCUACAGCAGUGACUUCCAUGGAGGAAAAGGGAGGGCUGUGGGUGUCUACUGAGACAAUACAAGGAAGAGGAACGUGCCAACUGCACAAAAAAGAGAUGAAAUGCACAGCUCAAUUCGCUACAGUACAAACUGAGAGUCAACCAGUCAUUCUUAACAUCUCAUAUGCCCCUGUAGGUGUGAAGGUGAUGGUGGACGAACAGCCUGUCAGUGAAGGUCAUAGUGUCAACCUGGAGUGUGUUGCUGACAGCAACCCCCAGCCAGGCAGGUAUGUGUGGAUCAGACGACAGGGAGGCCAAAGCAUCCAAAUGAAUUCAACUCAGGGCAAAAUGUCCUAUCCCAACAUUAGCAGAGACACCUCAUUCUCCUGCAUUGCCCAAAAUAAUAUUGGAUCAAAUCAGUCAGCCUGGCUGUUUCUGGAUGUCAACUUCCCCCCAGCAAUCCUCUCUGACUCCACUUGCUCCUUGAAGGGUGGGAUUCUGCACUGUGUGUGUAGAGCAGAAGCCCGACCUAAUGCCACUCUGCACUGGACGAUCAACGGAAGCAGCACUCUCCCAUCCUCCUUCACUUCCAUCACCAUAUACAGAGAAAAUAUGGUGUCAGCAGAACUCACUGGGCCUGUGGAAAGUCGACCAAAUGUCUCCUGUGUAGCCAGUAACUCACUGGCCACUGACAUCCAGCAGCUGCCCCUUGACACAAAAUUCACAGCUGGACAGUUUCUGCCAUGGAUGCUGACUGCUCUGGCAGUUGUAAGUGUCUUUCUAUGGGUAGCUGUAAUGUUUGUACGCAGAAUACGUUGCAGAGAGAGACCAAAGGCCAGCUCUAAUCUCCCCACUUUGGAUAUCCCUCUAAGGCAACCUGACAUGUCAGAGUCCCUAAGGUACAGCAAUCCCCAAAAGCCACAGCAAAAUACUAAGAGGACCAAGCCUAAGGCUAUGCCCAUGGCCAUACCCAAGGAGAAAGCAAGGACCGAGGGCCAAUCAUCAGUCUACGAAAAUGACUUUGUUCCAAAUAAGCCUAGUCAAAACCCUGCAAAGAACUACGAGAAUUAUCCAAAGAUCAAGUUACAAGAUAACACAAAGGCUAUGUGUUCAAACAUGGAUGAUAUCUACCAAAACUAUUGAACUACCAGUGAACACAACAUUUGCUUCAGAGUACAUAAUAAUAAUGUUAUCCAAUUGUUAUAAGUUGACGAUUGAGUCAUGUAGCCUCCCGUUGAAAGUCUAAAGUUUGUGCACCUGUCUGGGCUGUGUGGAUUGAGAUUUCUGUGCGUUUAAGUGAUGAAUGUAACCUAUGUUUUGUAUUAUAACUUUUGUAUCAAAUGUGUUUGUGUGUCAAAUUGCUUGUAAAAAUGUGUUAUGUGAACAUAAUUAUAACUGAAAUAAAAUACAAACAUGUCAACUUUUUUACAGAGCCGUCUAUACACUGA